Phanerochaete carnosa HHB-10118-sp is the source of this 586-nucleotide messenger RNA. RefSeq lists its product as uncharacterized. The record is from RefSeq and is a predicted model, not a curated record. The coding region runs from base 105 to 347 and encodes 80 amino acids. Lineage: Eukaryota; Fungi; Basidiomycota; Agaricomycetes; Polyporales; Phanerochaetaceae. The transcript has 3 exons.
ACCGCACACGAACCCGCACGAGAGCUGCAUCGGAGGACGUAACGCACAGCGAUGACUCGUGAGUGACUUUUGCACCCUGGCGUCGCCGUUUGCUGGCAGGGUUGAUGUGCUCAAGCGUGCCCUGCGUGCCGUUGCGCGCGACGUGUGGUGCGCUAGGUGGCAAUCAGCGUGAGACGGACCGCGCCAAGGCGCAGAAGAAGGCGGCGGCGGCGGCAAAGAAGCCCAAGGAGAGCGCGGCGUCGCUCCAGAAGCGCAGAGAGCAGGACGCCGCCAUCCUGAGAGAGAAGCAGAAGAAAAAGGAGGAAGAGAAGACUACGACUGCGACUGCUGGGGGAGGAAAGAAUUAACACCGGGCAUGGGAUGGUUCUUGCCACGCCGUCCGCUAUCAUGCUCCGUGUGCCCAUCGCGCAGUGUCGCCAUACGUCGUCGUGCUCGGGAACUUUGUGCUUUUUUCUCUGAGAUCUGGACUUGAAAGCUUCGCCUCGCUCGCCUGCAGUGCAGACUUCGCAUUGCUUUCAUUGCAUGUCUCUCCACCUCCUAAUACCCGUUUCACCUUGCAUUGUAACCUUAGGUCUGUCUCGCAAUG